UGUUUAAUAACUGUGAUAUCAAUGGCUGGCGGACUCAUCGAGACCCAGAAUCCGGAAUAUAGAGAAGGAAUAUUAUUGCUUCACCGAAUCGCGGAAAGCGCGCUUUGUCUUGUCUUCCUUGGAUCGGGAUGGCAUCCACUGGGUUUAAAUUCCAUCAUGAGAUCGCGGUCUUGAACUGUGGAGGAACGGCUACCAUUCACCCCCCGCCAUUUGGCGCCGAAGCGGACUCGGGGAGACGGAAUCAUGGAUACGAGGCAACCGAUGGAAGUUCAGAUCUCCAAGUUGCACCCUUGCUUUCCUGUGGAAACAAGAAUAUGCAUUGUUGGAGCUGGUCCUAGUGGUUUAUCUGCUGCCUAUGCACUGGCUAAGCUAGGAUAUAGUAAUGUAACCAUCUUUGAGAAACACCAGACAGUUGCUGGAAUGUGCGAGUCAGUUGAUAUUGAAGGAAAAACUUAUGAUCUGGGAGGCCAAGUUAUUGCAGCAAACAGUGCCCCUGCAAUUUCUCACUUGGCAAAGGAAGUAGGAGCUGAAUUUGAAGAGAUGGACUCACACAAGCUUGCUCUUAUUGACAGCCGUACUGGAAGUUAUAAAGACAUGGAAGUAGCCGAUGACUAUGUUUCCAUCAUGUCAUUAACUCUAAAACUACAGGAUGAGGCAAAUAAGUCGGGUCAUAUUGGAAUUCAUGCAUUGAGUGAUGUUGCAUCAGAUCCAACACUUGAUUUCCUGAAGCAUCAUGGCUUAAAUUCAGUGCCUAAAUCAGUGGCAUAUGGUUACACUGCUUCUGGCUAUGGGUAUGUUCAAGACAUGCCCUAUGCAUACAUUCAAGAAUUCACCCGAACUUCCAUGGCUGGAAAGAUUCGGCGUUUCGAAGGAGGAUACACGAGUAUGUGGCAAAAACUUAGCCAGUCUCUGCCAUUUAAUGUUCUCUGCAACACAGAGGUUUUAAAGGUCACACGCAGUUGUAUUGGCGUCAGUGUAACCGUCAGGAAUGCUGGAGGUGAAGAGAAUAUUAUGGAGUUUGACAAAAUUAUAUUGUCUGGUGCUCUUGCAUUCAAGAAUGGAAGAACAUAUAGGUCCUCAAGUUUAUCCGCGGGGGAAAAUGAGGUGGUAGCAUUGAAUGAUCUUGAAAAGGAGUUAUUUAGCAAGGUACAGACCAUAGAUUAUUACACUACCGUUUUGAAGAUCAAAGGAUUGGAUCGUAUGCCUUUGGGCUUUUAUUACUUUGGGGAGUUCAUGGAGGAUCCUGCAACAAUUGGGCAUCCUGUGGCAAUGCAGAGGUUCUUUGCUGAUACAGAUGUCUUUUUGUUCUGGUCUUAUGGAAAUUCCUUGGAUAUCAAGGGUUCAACCGUGACCAAGCUUUUGAUGGAUGUCGUGAAUACCAUGGGAGGGAUAGUUGAGAAAGUGCUUUUGCAGCGACGAUUCAAGUAUUUUCCACAUGUUAACAGCGAAGAUAUGAAAAAUGGAUUCUAUGAGAAGUUGGAGUCUCAAAUUCAAGGGUUUCAGAAUACUUAUUAUGUGGGAGGACUAUUGGCGUUUGAGCUUACAGAGCGGAAUUCAUCAUAUGCCAUGGCUUUGAUCUGCAAACACUUUGCCAAUGAUAAUGAGCUGCCAGUGUUUCCAUAUGUUAAGAGAUUGUUUCCUUUAAUCUCCGGCCAUGAACCUUGUUCUCCUAAAGAACUAGGUGAACUCCCGGGAGUUGAAUUUCCAGAUCUUCCCUCCCUAGACAGUUAUCUAAAAUUCUGGGGGACUCAUACAAUCACCAUGAACAAGACCCUCUACACCUGGAUCGAUGAGGAAGGGCAAGCUGUAAACAGGAGGACCUAUGGUGAACUUCAUGACAAUGCUUCUCUUAUUGCCCGAAAGCUACUAACUAGCAACAAACCUAUUCUCAAGCCCGGGGAUCGAGUUCUUCUGAUUUUCCUCCCUGGUUUGGAGUUUGUUGAUGCCUUCUUUGGGUGCCUCAAAGCUAAAAUUAUACCAGUUCCAGUUUUGCCCCCUGAUCCUCUCCAAAGAGGUGGACAAGCACUUCUGAAGAUUGAAAAUAUCUCCAAAGCAAGUGAUGCUGUGGCACUUUUAUCUACAUCUUCUUAUCAUGCUGCUGUUCGAGCAGGCUUUGUGAAAAAUGUGAUAAUGCUGACAAAAAGCAAUACAAAAUAUUCUGCGCGCUGGCCUGACCUUCCAUGGCUACACACAGACUCAUGGAUCAAAAACUAUAGAAAUCACUCCAGCAACUCCUCUUUGAUUGCAGAAGUAAACUCUGAGUCUCAGCCAAAUGAUUUAUGUUUUCUGCAGUUCACUUCAGGUUCGACAGGUGAUGCAAAGGGUGUGAUGAUCACUCAUGGUGGGCUCAUCCAUAAUGUAAAAUUGAUGCGAAAGAGAUACAGGAGUACCUCAAGGACCAUAUUGGUUAGCUGGCUUCCUCAAUAUCAUGAUAUGGGGCUUAUAGGAGGCCUUUUUACAGCUCUUGUCAGUGGAGGAACUGCAAUUCUCUUCUCCCCUAUGACAUUUAUCAGGAACCCACUCUUAUGGCUUCAAACCAUCAACGACCAUCGGGCUACUCACAGUGCGGGUCCAAACUUUGCAAUUGAGCUAGUAAUAAGAAGGCUAGAAUCUGAUAAGAACAAGACCCGAGCUUAUGACUUGUCUUCUUUGGUCUUUCUUAUGGUUGCUGCUGAACCAGUAAGGCAGAAAACUCUGAAAAGGUUCAUCGAAAUCUCUCGAUCUUUUGGCCUUUCUCAAGAAGUUAUGGCUCCUGGCUAUGGUCUGGCUGAGAACUGUGUCUUUGUAAGCUGCGCUUUUGGAGAAGGCAAGCCGGUUUUUGUAGAUUGGCAAGGUAGAGUCUGCUGUGGCUAUGUUUGUUCAAAUGAUCUAGAUGUUGAUAUUAGAAUUGUAGACCCAGAAACUCUUAAAGAGCAUGAGGAAUAUGGGAAAGAAGGGGAGAUAUGGAUCAGCAGUCCCAGUGCUGGAGUUGGGUAUUGGGGUAGUCAAGAAAUGAGUCAGAAGACAUUCUUUAAUGAGCUUGAGAACCAGCCUGGCAAGAAAUUCACAAGAACAGGAGACCUUGGAAGGAUUAUUGAUGGGAAGCUUUUUAUCACUGGAAGAAUAAAGGAUCUAAUUAUUGUUGCUGGAAGAAACGUUUACUCUGCUGAUGUAGAAAAGACAGUAGAAAGUUCUUCUGAAUUGUUGCGGGCUGGAUGCUGUGCCGUUGUUGGUGUUCCAGAGGAAAUUUUGACUGCGAAGGGAAUUUCAAUUCCAGAAAUUUUUGAUCAGGUUGGACUGGUGGUGAUUGCUGAGGUAAAGGAUGGCAAACCAGUUAAUGGAGAGAUUGUUGAGCAAAUCAAAACACGUGUAGCAGAAGAGCAUGGCGUGCCUGUUGCUGCUGUCAAUCUGAUCAAACCUAGAACUAUCUGCAAAACGACAUCAGGGAAGAUACGUAGGUUUGAGUGCCUGAAGCAAUUCACAGAAGGAACUCUGAGUUUAGCAACAGAGCCUGGUUCAUCUAAAAGAUCUCUGUUCCGAUCUUUCAAGACAGGUUCUUCAUUGGAGGGACAGAGAACAUGCUCACUACUUUGUAAACCUCGUUCCCCUCAUCCUCAACCUCUCAAUGUUGGAAAGAGCACGAAUGAAAUUACUGAGUUUCUGAAAGGACUGGUGUCAGAGCAAACUGGGAUUCCAGUGGACAAGAUAGCUACCACUGAGAGCCUUGUCUCCUAUGGUAUUGAUUCAAUUGGAGUGGUUAGAGCAGCUCAGAAACUCUCGGAUUAUCUUGGGGUUCCAGUUGGAGCAGUAGACAUUUUCACAGCAACCUGCAUCUCAGACUUAGCAAGCUUUUCAGAGAAUCUGCUGAUGAAGUCUCAGCCCCAGUCCUUGACAACUGCAUCCCAUUCUCCGGAGGUUGAGACAGAACUUCUCCUACCGGUUAUCGAUGUAUCACCAUUAUGGAAACUGGGUAUUGGGUUCUUCCAACUUCUAGCUAUCAUCUAUAUUUCUUGUAUCCUAAUUCUACCAGCUUACUUCUCCUGCUCUGCAUUUUUGAGUUUUCUAUCUCAUAUUCCCGUUGAGCAUACUUCUCUCUCAUGUUUUCUUAUUUCUCUAUUUUUGACACCUCUUGCUUGGAUCUUCUACAUCUUCUUCACCUGCCUUUCCCUCUGUAUAUUUGGAAACUCAUUCUUGCAACCAAACUAUGUGUUGACCCCAGAGAUAUCUAUAUGGUCUAUUGAUUUUGUGAAGUGGUGGGCUCUUAACAAGGCCCGAGAAGUAGCUGGGAAAGUUUUAGCCGUCCAUCUGAGGGGAACAACAUUUCUGAAUUACUGGUUUAAGAUGCAAGGAGCUCAAGUUGGGUCAUCUGUUCUAAUUGAUACAGUUGAUAUCACAGACCCCCCUUUAGUGUCAAUUGGAGGAGGAGCCGUGAUUGCAGAAGGGGUGCUAAUCCAAAGCCAUGAAGUGAGGAAUGGAGUUUUGAGCUUUCAGCCAAUUAAAGUAGGCAGGAAUUCCUCAAUUGGCCCUUAUGCUGUGAUCGAAAAAGGAAGCAUAGUUGGCGAAGAUGUCGAUAUCCUGCCUCUGCAGAAGAUCGAGGGUGGAAAGCCCGUAUUUAGAUCUGAGAAGAUGUUUAAAGGUCAAAAGGGAGGAGCUGUGACCGAAUUCUACGAGGACUUGCCAGAGAAGUUAGGACCAUUUUACCACUUCAUGGGUAUCUAUGCAGUUGGUUUCCUCAACUCCCUCUGUGGUGCCAUCCUCUAUUUGAUGUACAUAUACUUAUCUAAAUCCUCUCCUUUGCUUCACCACUUCACAUUUGUUUGCCUUGCGGGCGCCUUCCACUGGUUACCAUCCACUAUCACUGUUUAUGUUGCCAUCACUAGCAAAGUUCCAUCCAAUCCCACAACUUUUGCUUUCUUUGUCGCCAUUGGUUAUGUCACCCAUGGUCUCAUCCUUGGCCUCAUCAGCGGCUUCUUGAACCGUCUUCUCACUAGAAAUCAGGGAAUCAAACAAUCUCACCUGAGAACAUGGCUUCGUCACCGGAUAAAUGUUGCUUUCCACCUCAGAUUUGCCAAGCUUCUAUCAGGAACUGAAGCCUUUUGCAUGUUUCUACGCCUUUUGGGGGCCAAAAUUGGCUGGCACUGUUCCAUAAGGGCCAUAAAUCCAGUCACCAAUCCUGAACUGAUCUCGAUAGGUGACGGUGUUCAUUUGGGUGAUUUCAGCCGGAUUCUCACUGGAUUCUAUUCUCCUGGACGGUUCAGUUAUGGAAAAGUCAAGGUUCAAAGGAAUUCAGUACUCGGAAGCCAAAGCCUUGUUCUCCCAGGCACUAUUAUUCAAGAAGAUGUCAUUCUUGGAUCUCUUUCAAUUGCACCUGUGAAUUCUCUUCUCCAAAAUGGUGGCAUCUAUGUGGGCUCUAAGAUCCCAGUCAUGGUCAAGAACACCUUGCAUGCUUCUGACGAGAGAAUCGAAGAGAUGGACCAGAAAUAUAAAAAGAUUGUUGGAAAUCUUGCUGGAAACUUGGCCAUUACAACUAUGAAUGUGAAUUCAAGGUACUUCCACCGCAUCGGUGUUGGAGGGAGAGGACUCCUAAAGAUGUACCAAGAUUUGCCAGGAUUUCAGAAACACAAGAUAUUCUGUGCUGCGAAGUGUCUCCCAGUAAUAAUUCGGCAUAGCAACAGUCUGAGUGCAGAUGAUGAUGCUAGGAUUGAUGCACGGGGUGCUGCUAUACGAAUUCUAUCAGAAGGCAGUGGAGAAGCACCUCUUCUUGACCUGACCCUGAAGACAGGCAAAGCAUUCUAUGCACGUACAAUUGCCGACUUUGCCACUUGGCUUGUCUGCGGCCUUCCUGCUAGAGAACAACAAGUGAAGCGUGCUCCUCACAUUCGUGAUGCUGUCUGGGGCUCUAUGAGGAAUGCCAACUCAUAUGUUGAGCUGCAUUAUUAUUCAAACAUCUGCCGGCUACUUCGAUUUGAUGAUGGACAGGAGAUGUAUGUGAAGUUCAAACUUCGACCACUUGAUCCUGAGAUUGAUGAGGAUUCUGGUCAGGUGGCACCUGAGGGGAUACUUCCUCCAGAAACUGGUGCAAUCCCAAGAAAAGAAAGUGACACCCGUCCCUUGCUAUUCCUUGCUGAUGAUUUCAGGAAACGAGUAGAUUCUCCUGGUGGUGUCCACUAUAUAUUUCAACUGCAAUGUAGACCAGUCCCUUCACAUGAAGCUGAUCGUGAUGUCGCUCUUGACUGCACUAAACCUUGGGAUGAAACCGAAUUUCCUUAUAUUGACAUUGGAGAGAUUACAAUCGAUAAGAAUCUCACUGCUGAAGAAUCCGAGAGGUUGGACUUCAACCCAUUCCUCAGGUGCCAUGAGGUUGAUGUCAUCCGGGCUACUUCAUGUUCGCAGAGCGCAUCCAUUGAUCAUGGUCGUUCAUUGAUCUAUGAAAUAUGCCAACAGCUACGCAAUGGUCAGCCACUGCCGGCAGCAUGGCGAAGCUUCCUUGAGCAAUCUGAUGCUAAGGUUGACCUCUCUGGCUGUCCAAUGGCUGCGGCGGUGCAGGCAAAGAAAGGUGGUGCGAGGAGCAUAACAUUGGCGAGGACUUGGUAUCAGAUGCUAUGGGCCACAACUUGUCAGCCAUUGCUGCAGACCUUCCUACCAUACUUUAUCCUUGGAUUGGUACUCUUCCGGCCUCUUCAACAGAUGCUUAUCGUUAAGGAAGUGAAGCAGCUACCAUUGCAUUGGCUGCUACCUCUUUUCUGGGUUCUCUCAGGGAUCCUGGCUGCAUUGGCCUGUGUUCUGGCCAAGUGGGUUCUGGUGGGGAAGAAGAAAGAGGGCCAGACAGUGAUGAUAUGGGGCUGGGGGGUGUUCAUGGACUCGUUGUGGCAGGCCUUGAGGACUGUCGUUGGUGACUACUUUGUGGAGAUGACAUGUGGUUCUAUUCUUUUUGGUACUUGGAUGAGACUGAUGGGCUCAGGCAUAGAGGUGGGCCAGGGAGUGUUUGUGGACAGCAUGGGGGCUGUGCUCAACCCAGAGAUGGUGGAGAUUGAGAAGGGAGGGUCUGUAGGGAGGGAUGCCUUGCUAUUCGGCCAUAUCUACGAAGGGGAAGGGGGGAUGGUGAAGUUUGGAAAGGUCAGGAUUGAGGAGGGGGGUUAUGUGGGGAGUAGGGCUGUGGCCAUGCCUGGAGUGAGGAUAGAGAGUGGAGCGAGCCUCGACGCUCUUUCCUUGGCCAUGAAGGAGGAGGUUGUGAGGUCUAGGUGAUGAACGGAAGGUUAAUGUGGCAACACUCUAAGCUCGAGUAAGAGGAUACAUGUAUCAGUAUUACUAAUAGAUUCGCCAAUAAUUUGGCCACAAUCUUAUGUAAGGUUGUGCACAAGGUUAAUUGGCCUAAAGUCUUUUGGUACUCUAGGAUUAGGAUGUUUUGGUGAUUAGGGUUAGAAAUAUUGAGUUCCAGCUCCUGGGCAUGCAUCCAACUUUAAAGAAUUUCUUCACCGCCUCGCAAGUGUCCACCUUGAUGAUAGGCUAAAAAAGAUUUUGAAGAACAAUUUUUGAAACCCAUGGUGUUCUGGUGCUUUGUUGGAUGCCAAACUCAUGGCUUCAAUUUGCUCAUUCAAGAUCUCCACAGUAAAGCUUCUAGUAUUAUGAUGACAUGUACUCUUCUGGCAGCAUACUAAUCUAGAUUCUUUGUUUGCGAAAGAA
Messenger RNA from Elaeis guineensis (African oil palm), 7662 nucleotides. RefSeq lists its product as uncharacterized. Gene Ontology annotation, biological process: response to oxidative stress; lipid biosynthetic process. Gene Ontology annotation, molecular function: catalase activity; heme binding. The record is from RefSeq and is a predicted model, not a curated record. NCBI's taxonomy places the organism in Eukaryota, Viridiplantae, Streptophyta, Magnoliopsida, Arecales, Arecaceae.